UCGCGUUCGGUUCGCGGAGUAGAGACAGAGAAAGGGUAGAGAAAUAGACAAGAGAGCGUGGCAAAACAGGGAGGACUAGAGAGAAAGAGAGAGAAAGAGACAAAGAGGGGGUUAAUAUUGUCAACCCCAGGUAGAAAGCACUUAACGGAAUUAUUGCCGAAUAAAUAUUCUCAAAUAGGAACGAAACAUUCGUUUCGGAAAGGGCGGCAUUCUCCAAAAAUGUGAGAAAUGUGUCGUACAUUAUGACAGAGACGUGCGUUAGUGCAUAGAGAAGUUACGUUCGUUGUAGUCGUUGGCGCCGUUGGGAGCAGCGAUAGGAUGAGACGGUAUUAGUAAGGCAUUUUCGCGAUUUUACAAAAGAAUUUCCCGGCGUAAGGGGAAAUAUUUUCGAGAGGCGCGUUCUUUCUAAAACGACUGCUUCGAGCACCUCCUUCGUGUUUUACCUUCGCUGCGAGGUACAAAUCUUGACCGGCGCUCGAGUUGAUGCUUCUCGAGUAAGAAAAAUUCACAAUUGGUCCCGUCGGACGGAAAACCGCGAUAACGUCACGAUGCGAACGACACUCGUCGAGGUCGAGCUUUCCUCCACGUAGACGUCAUUUAUUCGCGAACGUACGUACGUGCGUCCGUGCGUGGUCCCGUUGCCGAGCAGUAAGCGGAUGAAUACCGUGCCUGAAAAGCUAAGUUCCCUGAUCCAAGUGCUUUUUCCCUGGGACCAGAGGCACGGAGGAGUGCUUGGAAGAGGAGGGAAGGUAGAAAGUGAAGGGGGUGAAGAGAAAGGGAGAGAGAAACGGCGGGAGGACGGAGUCCGCGAAAAUUCAGCCACGUGCAUCUCGAUUGUACACGCCAUGUCGCCGCGCAACGGCUCUUGCGUGGCGGAGGUGAGCUCCGUGAGGAGCCUCUCGUCGGAUGACGUCUCGACGACCAAGGCGAACCGGAAGAAAUCGUGCUGGGCCCGCGCGACCGACCCGGCUCACCGUCGCGGCCGGCGAAUCCAGCUGCUGCAGAUGUUGGUGCUACCCUUCAUACCGAUCCUCGCCCUGAUCGUGCAGACCGCGAACACCCUCCACGACAUCCUCAUCUACCGCCAAGAGGUGUCCGACAUAGAAUCGCAGGUUACGAUAGCCACGGACCUCGGUAAAAUGGUCACCAGGAUGCAGCUGGAGAGAUCCGAGGUGGCCUUCUUCAUCUACACCAACGGCAACACUCUGAGGUCGAACCUGACGCAGAGAUUCUCCAUAACCGACCAGGAUCUCCACAACAUGAGCAUGUGGCCGCUGGUUUCCGUGCCCAGGGACGAGAGCAAGACGCAGACGUACGACGUGGUGAGCAAGGAGGCCUUCCAGGCACGCUUGGAGGAUUUUAGGCAGAAGAUCAGCUCGGAGGAGAGCAGCAUCAGCGAGGUGAUGGCGUGGUACACCAGCGUGAACGCUGCCAUGCUGGAUCACUUGACUAAUCAGAUUAAGGAGACAGACAACAGCGGGGUGUGGAGGUAUCUGAUAGCCUUCAAGAACCUGCUGCGGAGCAUCGAGAGCCUCGGCAUCGCCUCCGUGGAAGGGAUCAAUUACUUCGGCCGCGGUAUCCUCCUCGGCGACAAUUACAUCAGUUACGUUCGUCACGAGGCGCUGGGACGUGAUCUACUGAACGCGGCUCUUACGUACGUGCCCCCCCUGAAGAAGUUUUACGAGGAGCUCUCGCGCACGAUGCCUGAGUACGACAAGAUCAAGGCGAGACGGGGCGAAAUCCUGCGGAAUCAAAAGAGGGAGCCGAGCGUGGACGAUGCAAUCGCAUACUUCGACUCGAUGGCCACUUAUAUCGACGAGCUGCGUAAACUGCAGCGGGAAUUGCGUCACAUGAUAAGGAAUUACGUCAACUCGACGUUGCAAGACGCGAGCAACAACGAAGUCGCGGGAAUUGCCAUCGUCGUUCUGGUGUUGAUGGUGUCGCCCAUCAUCAUAAUACUGAUGCGGAACGCCGUCGCCACCAUUCAGAUGUACGCCGCGAAUUUAGCACAGAAGGCGCGCGAACUCAAGCGCGAGAAGAGGAAGAGCGACACGCUGCUUUUUCAGAUGCUUCCGCCCAGCGUCGCCCAGCAACUCAAGCAGACCCAGCAGGUGCCAGCUGAGUAUUACGAGGCGGUGACCGUCUACUUCAGCGACAUAGUCGGCUUCACGGAGAUCGCAGCGGAGAACACGCCCCUCGAGGUGGUGACGUUCCUCAACUCGAUUUACAAGCUGUUCGACGCGCGUAUCGAGUGCUACGACGUUUACAAGGUGGAGACCAUCGGGGACUCCUACAUGGUCGCUUCCGGCCUGCCCGUCAGAAAUGGCGACAAGCACGUCUCCGAGAUCGCCACGAUGGCGUUAGACCUGCUGGCGGCCUCGUCCGUCUUCCAAGUGCCCAAACGUCCCGGCGAACGACUGCAGAUACGAAGCGGGGCCCACACCGGGCCCGUUGUGGCCGGCAUCGUCGGCAGCAAGAUGCCACGCUACUGUCUCUUCGGAGACACCGUCAACACCGCGAGUCGCAUGGAAUCGACCGGGGAGGCCUUGCGAAUUCACAUCAGCUUGGAGAUGAAGAAAGCGCUCGACGCGGUGGGCGGUUUCAGGAUCGAGCACCGUGGCCUGGUUGACGUGAAGGGCAAAGGUCUCAUGGACACGUACUGGCUGGAGUGCAAGGACGGCGGUAUCGCGCGCGCCGCCGAGCUGGACCUGCCGUCGUUCUUCGAGGACGUACGACCGGUCUUCAUGCGCCGUCUGCGCGAGGAGGGUCGCAAGAACCGUCUCUCCCAUCCGAACCUGCACAUCACGCCGGUGAAAGCGCAGCCACAGUCGCAGUCCAGCAUCGAGUCGCAGGACUCGGGCACCUACGAGGGCACCCGCUCCACCACACCCUGUCCGCCGAGCUACUCGCCGGCGAGUCAACGCAGCCGUUACUCCCAGCCGAACCUGCCGACUCUGCUGAUCUCGUACGACCGUCGGUCGGCAGGCUCGCCGGACCGUCGCAUCCGCAUGUCCCAGCCGACCCUCAACUCCAGCCUGAGCGGCAUCAACUUCUUCGGCAUGAAUCGCGUGGGCGGCGGUCGGCUGUCCUACACGAGCUUGCGCGCCACCUCCGGCGACAACAGCAUCAACGAGGAGGAGAGGCUGUCGACGCCGAACGUGCACGCCCUGGGCGGCAGCGGCAGCCCGCGUGGAAGUCUAACGAUGGAGCGCAGCUCGUCCAGGCUGUCGCAGCCGGACGUGCGCCGGUUCAAUCUGCGGCAGGACAAGCGGGAACGACUGUCGCAGCCCACCCUGGUCACCGGCGACUAUUACCCCGGCCGGGGCCAGCAAAGACUGUCCCAACCUUGCUUGAGCAGCGGCCGCGACAUCAUGAUCGGCGUACACUCACCCUCGCCGCCGCCCUAUCCCCUGAAGCACAAACGCUUCGUGCCGGGUGCGCUGCAGGCUUGCCAACGCGACCGUCUCUCUCAGUUGGACAUCGGCUCCAAGUACCGGAAUAUCGCCAAGGACCUGGGUAGCGGCAGGGACGUCGUCAAGUUCAACCGCGACCGAUUCUCCAUACCGGAGCUGGAGACGCAGAACGACCUGCGGCUGAUCGCCGGCACGCCGAAGCAACGCUUCAGCUUGGACAGCCAGCUGGCGAAACAGCGAUUCAGCCUCGACAGCCAAGACAGCUGCAAGUCCAGACUGUUGCCGAUCGCCAGCUCGCCGAUCUUCGAGCAUCAGCAGAUGAAGACCGAGGAGAUGACCGGGGGCGUAACGUCCGCUCGACUGAAGAGCCCCACUUGCGAGGGCCUGGAGAGCGUGCUCGUGGCGAGCGCGUCGCCACUCUUCCCGCCCGGCGAGAGGCGCUUCCUCGCGCCGGAUUUCCCGAGGAAGUCGUCCAAGUCGCCGUCGCCGACGAAAGCGGACUCGAAAACCACCGGCAAACCACCGCCGAUCCCGGUCAGGGAGAGGAUGUCUGUGCCGGAGAUCAGGAAUUCGAGCCUGCGCAGGCUACUGGAUCCACCUACUCGGCAACGGCACAGCAUCGCCGGCAACCUCAGGCAGUCGUUGCUGACGCCGGUUAAGCUGCAGGACUUCGGCGGCACCGGCGGUAGGAAGUCGCCGCGUUAUUCGAUCGACGACGCGCUGGAGAAACUCAAGAGGAUCGAGAAGGAGGAGAAUCGACGGAACCAGGAAAUGAACGAGGAAAAGGGCCAGACGAAGGAGCAGGAGCAGCAGGAACCGAAGCAUAUCCAGAAGCAUUACUCGUACACCUACGAGACCGGCGACGACGGUAGCGUCUCGUCGUCGUUCGGCAAGCUCAGCGUGGGUGGCACGCCGAAGCGCAAGUACCUGGAGAGCAACUUCGACGAGAACGAGCAGGUGAUUACGACGGUGAUCGAGACGGAUGUGCCGAUGAUCCUGCCGAGCCCGGUCAAGUACGCGAAGAAGUUACAGGCGUACUCGAGCGAGACGCCCAAGUGGAUUCGCAAGUACCUGGAGAACGAGAGCCCGAAGAUCGGGAGGAAGACUUCGACGGGAGGCGGCGGUGCCGGCGGCAAAGAGACCGGCAGGAGCAACCGGAGGAGCAGCCGCAGGAAGAGCUCGCUCGAGUCGAUCGAGUCGGUGACGAAGAAGCCCGAGGAGAAGCCCCGUUCCAAGUCCGUCAGCUGCGAGGAGAGGAACGCCAGGGGCAUCACGGUUCCCGCGGUCGCGGAGCAGAAGGGCGUGAUGAACACUUACGUGAGAAUCGUGCCGUCCAGUAACGCCCAGGAGAACAGGUACGAGGUCGGCGUGGAGUCCGCGGUCUCGGACUGGAAAACCGACAGUCGGGGCCCGUACGGGGACGAUACCGACACGGACGAUUCCACAUCGAUUUAAUCUCCAGUCCUGACAUGUAUACACGAGGGUUGGGAAAGUUACUUUCUCCAAGUAACUCGUCACAUCCUGUCUAACAAGAGCGUGAUCGACACCUGACUUUUAUGGCGCUUUUAUAUCAAUAAGUCGUCCAAUCACCGCCGUUGUCAAUUAUUGCCUGACGAUCUUUGAAGUAUACUUUCCACUAAUUUUACAGCACAUUCGGGAGAUAAAGACCGCCAUAUCGAACGAAUCUAUUCCAAAGAGUUCUUUUACUCGCUUGUUCAAAAGUUUUCGAUGUAACGGUUUCCAAACAGAAGUUUGCCGGUUACGUUCUUAUUAGACAGUUAAGUGUUACCUGUUCCUCGAGAAGUAACACGAGUUGCGACUUUCAUUCUUUCUCCUUCAUUGAGCUUUGCUGAUCUACUUUUUAGGAAAGAAUCAUGAUACUUCUUUUUCGAAGUAGCGAUGAAAAUAACGAUUACACUCGUUACCGUUAUUCCAAAAGAAUAUGAUUUCGUUACCAACGAGAAAAGAAAAAUAACAUACUAUUCCCAAAAUCGUUACGUAACUUAUCUGCAAUUUACCACCCAACUCUACAUACACAUUACCUCUUGAACGGUCAUUAACGUAUUAGUUAUCGUCAUUUUCGAGGGUGUGUUUUUCAUCGGAACGGCAGAUUAAGUGACAUACGCUCGGAAUCAUCAUUUUAUCAGUACAUGUACAUGUUGGUUUCUCGAAAUUUGCGCCGACUAGAUUUUCUAACUGCGAAUAAUCGCACGAAGUUCUUCGCCAUCGCGAGUAUCCAUCGAACAAUACCUGAACGGGAGAGACGUGCCGAAUUCCUGGCAGUGGCUCGUCGCUCUUCGCGCGUGUGCGUGAAAAAUUCACACGCCGCGAGAACACUCGAAGUUUAUCGCCGCACACCGAUACCCCGAGGAACUUGCACAGAGAAUACGAACGCGAAGUGAAGAAACGUGAGAGACCAGAGCGAACGUCCGCGCGUGAGAGAUGGUCGACGAGCGGGACGAUCUCGAAGAGGAAUCCUCGAUAUUUUGUACUUAAGAAAAGAAAAAGGAAAAAAAAAGAAGACAAGAACGCCGCACUGCGACUCAUUUCAUCGUCUGGCCGUGCGAACCGGAAGUGAAGAACCGGAUAUUUUUGCAAAACAUAAUGAAGAUAACAGAGGACACAGGAUAUACCGUGACACUUCGCUGCGUUUAGCCUAAAUGAUACUCAGAUGUGCUUUAUUAACUUUCUCGAUUCUUACAUAUAAGCGACUUCUGUUUUUUGUACAUAUAUCUAGAGCGUCUGAGGAGGCGUAAAGCCUCGGGGAUCGGGCAAUCGAAACGACGAUCGUGAGAUCCGGAGGCUGGUCUCCAAUGGGACCGACGGGGAAUCCAGAGAGAUCUCCGGAUCGUGAUGAGUUCCUGAAAAAUCCCUAUUGAUCUCAUCGCGUUCUAAUCGACGAAACGAAACCGAUCUCGCCUGGUCGAAUUACAUCAGGCUUCGAGUAGCACCACGAUCAAAAUACCUGGGGACGAGUCGCACGUGAACUCUCUUCGAUCGUCCGGCGUACAACGUACAAGAGUACAAGUCAACUGAAAACCUUAAAUUUUCCUUUCAUAAUUUUUCCAACAAAAGUUCCACACAACCGUACCAUUUUCCUACGUAGUCUCCAUUGCGUUCCAGACGAGUCCUCCAGUUCUGCUCACAAAGUGCACGGAUUCCCCUAGAAAAAAACUCUUGCGAUUGCGUAACUACUUUUGUCCAAUAAAUUAUGAAAGAAGAGACCUAUUUAAGGUUUCCAUCUGACUCGACCUCGUAUACUUCUAGCGCACGCUAUGUGUAUUAGCUCGGAACGCAUUAUUUUUAUGAAAGCUGCUUGCGCCGAGAGAGAGGCGUCGUAGAGACUAAGUGUAAAGAACGGUCGUCUUGUAUAUACACCGGCUAUGAGAAACUGUAUACACCGUUAAAUGUCCCCACCGUUGUCCACAUCGUUGUAUCGAUCUUCUUUUCUUUUCUCCUUUAAUUUCUCGUAGGAAAAACAUCUUUCGUUCGCGAACCGUUCGAAAACCGCAUCUCGGAUCGUUUCGUCGGCCGUUCGCGAACGAGAACGGAGACACGUGGUGAAUUUGUUUGAGAAUUAACGCGCGUGCCGCACGUGAGCAAAUGUUCAUUCUUGCUGAUACUAGUCACAAUGGGAUCUUACGAGCAGUCGUAAUCUUUCCGCGAAUGCUACGAAUGCGAAUGUGUGCACGUGAAUGUCGAAUAGUUAUGUUUACUUUUAGUAAUACGUAAUAUUUUACUUCUAUACAUAUAUAUAUAUAUAUAUAUAUAU
Dinoponera quadriceps is the source of this 7185-nucleotide messenger RNA. RefSeq lists its product as uncharacterized. The coding region runs from base 657 to 4868 and encodes 1403 amino acids. NCBI's taxonomy places the organism in Eukaryota, Metazoa, Arthropoda, Insecta, Hymenoptera, Formicidae. The record is from RefSeq and is a predicted model, not a curated record. Gene Ontology annotation, biological process: cGMP biosynthetic process; intracellular signal transduction; receptor guanylyl cyclase signaling pathway. Gene Ontology annotation, molecular function: peptide receptor activity; guanylate cyclase activity. The transcript is spliced from 15 exons.